This is a messenger RNA of Cavia porcellus (domestic guinea pig), 3256 nucleotides long. It is a transcript of the gene Ebna1bp2, whose product is annotated as EBNA1 binding protein 2. Gene Ontology annotation, biological process: ribosomal large subunit biogenesis; rRNA processing. The transcript is spliced from 9 exons. NCBI's taxonomy places the organism in Eukaryota, Metazoa, Chordata, Mammalia, Rodentia, Caviidae. The record is from RefSeq and is a predicted model, not a curated record. Gene Ontology annotation, cellular component: nucleolus; preribosome, large subunit precursor; nuclear periphery. The coding region runs from base 190 to 1107 and encodes 305 amino acids.
AGCGGAAGUCUCGUUGGAAAAGCGGAGCAGAAAAGGCAAGUUGUGGCAGCUCGCGCAGUUCGAGCACACGUGGAGCCGCGGCGAGUGAGUUGCGGCUGAGGACAGGAUCCCCGCUGGGAACUGGUGUGUGCCAGCCGGUUUCUGGCUGACCCGCUCCUUCCGGUAGGCGGAGGGGCUGGCCGCUGCGAAAUGGACACUCCCCCGCUCUCAGGCUCAGAAUCAGAUUCCGAUGAUUCUCUUGUCACGGACCGAGAGUUGCAGGAUGCGUUUUCCCGCGGGCUCCUGAAGCCAGGCCUCAAUGUGGUGCUCGAGGGGCCGAAGAGGGCGGUGAAUGAUGUGAAUGGCCUGAAGCAGUGUUUGGCCGAAUUCAAGCGGGAUCUAGAAUGGGUUGAAAGGCUCGAUGUGACCCUGGGUCCGGUGCCGGAUAUCAGUGGACCUGUGCCAACACCUCAGAACAAGGACCAGAAAGCUGUUAAUCCGGAAGACGACUUCCAGCGGGAAAUGAGUUUCUACCGCCAGGCUCAGGCAGCAGUGCUUGCGGCAUUACCCCGCCUCCACCAGCUCAAAGUGCCUACCAAGCGGCCCACUGAUUAUUUUGCAGAAAUGGCUAAGUCUGAUCAGCAGAUGCAAAAGAUUCGACAGAAACUACAGACUAAACAGGCUGCCAUGGAGAAGUCCGAAAAGGCUAAGCAACUUCGAGCACUUAGGAAAUAUGGAAAGAAGGUGCAAACAGAGGUUCUUCAGAAGAGGCACCAGGAGAAAUCACAUAUGAUGAAUGCCAUAAAGAAAUAUCAGAAAGGCUUCUCUGAUAAACUGGAUUUUCUUGAGGGAGAUCAGAAACCUGUUGCCCGGAGUGCAAAGGCAGGAGCUAAAGGCCAGCAGAUGAAGAAGGGGCCCAAUGCUAAACGGCGAUAUAAAAACCAGAAGUUCGGCUUUGGGGGGAAGAAGAAAGGCUCCAAGUGGAACAGCCGUGAGAGCUUUGAUGAUGUAUCCAGCUUCCGGGCAAAGACAGCUCAUGGGAAAGGCCUUAAGAGGCCUGGAAAGAAAGGAUCAAAUAAGAGACCUGGAAAACAAAGAAGAGAGAAAAUGAAGAACAGAAACCGUUAAACAGCAUCUUUUUUACAUGAAGAACAGGAAAAAGGGAUGAAGACUUGAGAUUUCACAGUACAAAUGGAUCCUCUCUGUCCUUGUUUUUUCCCCCAUUGGAAAAAAUUAUUUUAAUAAAUUGAAAAUUAUUAAUGAAAUGUAUAUCCUUGGUUGAAAAUUCAGAACUGAAGGACUUAGAAAUAUUUUGCAUAUUAAACAAUAUUGGUAUUUAUUAAUAAUAUGAACUGAUCCAAAUUACCUUUUUUUUUUAUGAUGGUCUGUACCUCCCUCACUUCCUCUUCCCCAUCCUUCCAAGUUGUUUUAUCACUGUCACUUCUUAUAAAACUAGAUGCAUUAUACUCAGAUUUCCUCUGAGGUACUAUUGUUGAGUUUUCCUAAUUUUUUCUGUGUCUUUAUUUUUUCCACAUAUUUAUUAUUUUGUUCACUUUAUGGUUUUCCUGCUCCAUGCUAGGUCUGCUGUAAAACUUAGCCCCUUGUCUCUUCUAAACCUUUCAGGUUGGCUCCAAUAUCUCCUGGAUUUCAUGUUUUACUUCUUAGCGUAUUUCUCUUUUGUUACAUACUAUUUGCUAGUAUCUUAAGAAAGGAAAUAUGAGAAGCUAGUUUUUUAUUAUUAGAGGCCAUUUUUCUGAAAUUGUCUCUAAUUGCUGGCAAAAAUUUUUCUUGAAAAUGCUGAAGGCCCUCGUUUAUCCUGCAGCCUCUUGUGUUACAUUAAGGAAUCUGGUGCUCCCUUGUUCUUGUUCUCUCUGGAAACUUUUUCUUUUCUUUUCAAGAGAACAAAACAGCAGAACAAAGCAGAUCAGAACAAUGCAAGCAACACAGGACUUCAUGGAAACUUUUCUUCAUGAUCUGGAGUUUAAAGUGCCCUGCCUUAUAUUGCUGGUCUGCUUCUAUUUUUUUAUUAGAGUGUUUAGAAGGAUUAAAGUUCUUUCUAGGAAAUUCUAUUUGAUAACCUGUUUUUCUUGCCAUUUUCUUUUGUUCUGAUUCUGGAAUUUCUGUUGAAAGUUAUACUUUGGCAGAAAGAGUUCUUUUGAUUUUUUUCAAAGUAUUUUAUGAAAAUUUGCUUUAGCUUUUAUUUUGAGGGAGUUGCUAUGUAGUCCAGGCUGACCUUGAACUCCCUGUGUAACCUAGGCUGGCCUUAACUCUAGGUGAUCUUCCUGCCUCUGCCUCCCAAAUGCUGGGAUUCUAGGUAUGUACCACCAUGCCCAGCACGUUAGCUUUUACUUUAUUCCCCCAAGGUGGUUUAUUCUCUAUAAUUGGUCCAUUUCAAAUCAUGUAUAGAUGCAGUAAUAUGUCUCUGAGGAUAUGAUUGAUAGUUUUAAUUUUUAAGAUUUUUUUUUCCUGUUCCUGUUUCUUCAGCUGUCUCACUGUGCAUUUUGUGUGUUUUAUUGCCUUGAAUGCUGUGAUUAUUUUAUUUCUCCAAUAAUAAGUCUCUACUUCCUGUGUGGGAGAGAUAUGAUAAACUUGGAUCCCUCUGCAUGUGUGGAGUGCACGUCCCUUAAGACUCCUACCAAUGCCCACUUGCAGUUCUUCAUUCCACACCCUGAUGUCAGGGAGUCCUGGCUAUAGCAUUCUGGGAAGCCUGGGUUCCAUGCUGAGACAUCUCAUUCAGUUUGGAUUUUGUGGUUUCCUCUACCUUCCUCUAUCAACUUCCUAUCCUUUUAAGAUGUGUAAAAUUUUUCUUGAUUUCUAAAAUUUUCCUCCCAUUCACACAAUGUUGUUCCUUCUUUUUUUAAAAUCCCUUUAUUUAUGUAUGUGUGUGUGUAUGUGUGUGUGUGUGUGUGUGUGUGUGUGUGUGUUUGAGAAGGCAGAGGAGAUCAUUAUAUGUCCCUAGUCUGUCAUCUUUACCUGCAGCUGUCACACUGGUGUGGAAGAGAAAGGUAUCGUUAUGGUUGAUACAUUGUGUGAACUUUUGUAAAUAUCCUUAUCCUGUGCAAAGGAGGGCAAGGAGAUUUUUGUGAGUGCUAUACCUGCCUUGGAGGGGUGUGGUGGUGGCUUGUAUAUAAUACAAGCCAGGAAAAGAGGCUUAUUUCCUUCUUGCUCUGGCUGCUGCCUUGAAGUGUUGCCCUUGUGCCAUGCCACCCUGCCUUAGAGCCAGCUGAUUGUGGACUGAAACUUCCACAAACAGCUAAAUAAACCUUUUCUUCCUUCA